Messenger RNA from Astyanax mexicanus (Mexican tetra), 2978 nucleotides. It is a transcript of the gene prr18, whose product is annotated as proline rich 18. The transcript has a single exon. NCBI's taxonomy places the organism in Eukaryota, Metazoa, Chordata, Actinopteri, Characiformes, Acestrorhamphidae. Bases 395 to 1321 code for a protein of 308 amino acids. The record is from RefSeq and is a predicted model, not a curated record.
AAAAGACUUAGACUAAAAACAGACCUAAAACUGAAUCAUGAUGGAAUCUAACCCCACCUCCCUCGCUUCUUUUCCUCCCUGUUUCAUUGAAACGUCACUCUGUGAGCACGUUCCUCUUCUGUGAUUGGGUAAACACCCCACACCACGCCCCCCGCUCCCUUUGAAGUGAAUAAAAGCGAGGCAAGGCUCCGCCCCCCGGCACAGCUGCUCGGACUACAGAGGAGCGAGGAGUCUCGCUGUGGGGACGGAGACCGGCUGGCUGGUGGACGUGGAGGAUCUAGUGGAGCUUAAUGGACAUGAGUGGACGUUUCUCGAGGUGAUUUUUUUUAUUUGCACGUGCUCAUUAGCUUUGACUGUUUGAGAAGACUUUACUUUUUAUAUAAAAGCCUAUAAGAUGCCUUUCCCGCCUAUAAACCUCCACUCGCGGAUAUCCUCCCCUGGAAAGGAGCUUUUCAGGAAGAAGAAGCCCAGCUCCGGCGUCGUGCCUCCUCAGUCCAUGCUCAUCCACAAGCCCAGAGCGGACAAGGACAUGGAGAAGGAGAUGGAGAAGGAGGAGGUGGAGAGGGAGAGGGAGAGACUGGGCACGUCGUGGCCGGCGUCUAAUAAUCUGAAGCAGCUGGCACGAAAACAGCAUCAGCACCACCACCAGCAUCAUCAGCAUCACCAGGAGCAUCCUCAGUAUCAUCAGCAGGUUGCCAAAACGAGCACGGACAGCGUGGGGGUGGUGAGCACGGAGCACGGUGGUAAAGGGUCGUCGUGGGUGACCGUGGCCAAGCCGCUGGGCAGCUCGUGUGAGAGCGUGCCGCGCUCGAGCUCCGGAGAGUCGGCGGCAGCGUCAUCAUCGGCGGCGCCCCGCGGAAGCCGGCACUCCUCCCGGGCCUCGCUGGGCAGGGAGGAGGCCGGGGAGCAGGAGGUGCGCUUUUCGCUCAGCCUCACGCCCGAGGCCGUGCUUGUCAUCCAGAAGCGCAACCUGGAGAAGCAGAUGCUCGCCAAGCAGCAGAAGUGCUGCGGCUCCUCGGACUUCAGGCACCGCCGCGUCUUCCCCUCUAAAAGGGCGGCGCAAAGCGGCUCCAAGAGCUCGGCCGGGCAGGCGGCGGCGGUGCGUCCGGACGCCCCCGGAGACAUCAGCGCCAUCGUGAAGAUCUCGCUGCUCAACGACCAGCACAAGUACGACGACGUGGAGUACGAGGAGGAGGACGGGGACGUGGACGAGACGGUGAUGAGGAAGUGUAAGGAGUGGCUGAAGGGCGUGGAGAGCGCCGCCGCCUUCAGCAAGGUGGACAGCAAGCUCGCGGCGCUGCCGCAUCUCAAGAGCUGCUGACCGGCGAGGAACACCGGGGAUGUACGGGGGACUCGGAGCGCCAGCUCGGCACCGGACUGUUGUUUAAUGUCCGUUUAUCCUUUGCACUGCUCGCCUGUUUCCACUCAGGUCCGGUUCAGCUGAUUGAUUGGACGGCGAAAACAAGUGGCGACCAAUCAGCGUUCGAUUGUUGAUUGUUUGUGCCGGGAAAGAGGCUGUCUAAGGCUGUCACAGCCACCUGCCGACGGGGUUAGUUUUGCACGGGGAGGUGGGUAGUGUGGAUUAUUUUGUGUGUUACUGGUGUGUACGUACAUACAUUGAAAUGAAAAGAUAGAUGAACAUCUUCAUCAAUCAGUUGGUUUGAGAGUGCUUGCUGAAAUAACCACCCAAUAAGCGAGCAUGGUUAUCUGCGAACAUUAACAUCAAAAAAUACAACAUAUACAAAAACAAAAAGGCAAUCGAAUAGAAAUAGGCUAUCAAAUAUAUGAAUUGGAAUUGCAUUAGUCAGCGAAGGAAGUGCUGGAGUAAUGUAAUGUCAUUACAAAAAAAAGAACAAAAAGCGAACAAAAGCAGACAUUAAAAACACAUAGAAAAGGUUAACGUUUUUUUUUUAUUAUUAAAGAUGUUGAUGUACAAUUUACAAGUGAUAUAUAUCGUAGUAUAUUCAUACACCACUCAAUAUCGCAGCAUUAGUGCUGUCCAAAUCUGCCAGCUCAGAUCUGACCCCUACAGCAUCAGGUUACCUGAGAACAUCGACAUCAAAUCGUCUACAAAAACUAAAAAGCGAAAUAUCCAAAGAUUUGGAAUUGUACAGCUAAGCGCUGGAGUGUGACGACAAAAAAAAAGGUUUUGUAAAUGUGCAAAUUCUCUAGAACCCCAAGUUUUUGGCUAGAAAAUACCAUUUUACUAUAAUUUUAAGUGUAAUUUACAAGUGGUAUCAUAUUUACUACAAUUUACACCACUCACCACAGUUGCAGCAUUAGUGCUGUCCAAAUCUGCCAAUCAAAUCUGACCCCUCCAAUAUCAUAUUAUGGCAUGUGGAUCAAUUUUCCAACUCAGCAUUAAGACAGAUAUUUCUCAAGCUCUAAGCAGGUAUUUAGUUGUGUUCGUGUACGAGUGGUGAAGCAGAAGUCUGUGAAUGAAAAGAAAGAAGCCUCAAGUGUUGUACAUUAUUGCAACAUACACAUUACUCAAGCAUUUCCCAAGGAAUUAUGGGAGAAGAAACAAUUCUGGCAGCUAUAGCUUCUGCACUCCUGCAAAAACAAAGAAACAAAGAUGCUAAACUGUCUUGUCAUGGAUCUACUACUCCUAUCUCCUCUCAAAUAUAUAUAUAUAUAUAUAUAUACAUAGGUCUGUCAUUUAAACUAAGAUUUCAUGCACAACUAAGAUGUCACUUCACAGUCAUGUCGUCCAGUGUAAAAAUGACAUUACCACACCUCCCUGUGCAACACUAAUCCUGCCUGAACAGGGCUUUUUUAAAGACGGCGAUCUUUGGAUGUCUGACUGAAAAGAAAGGAGAAAAAAAACACUCAGAAGUUUUGUGCAAAACCUGCACGGAAAUGUGUUUAAAGAAACCAGCCUUGUACAGUAUUUAUUUUAAAACGUUAAGCUGUAUUUGUUUUGUGGUAAAUAUCUUGUCAUUUUUAAAGGUUUUUAAGAAAUAAAAGGUAAAAUUGGA